AUGGGUCAAAUCUCCAUUUUGGAUCCCAGUCAAAAUGUAAACAAAUCACAACAUUCGCCAACUCCAGCUGCAGAAAUGAACGCCGCGACAGCGCAGCCGUCUUCACCCGUGCCACUUGUGGUCGCGAACAAUCCGAAAAUCACCAUCAAAGAGAUCACCAAACCGAUUGAGAUACGUAUUACCGAUGACAACAAAGCCAUACCGAUUCAUCAAAUGCUCAAGCCACAAGCUACGACUACAACCAGCACAACGACAACAACAACAACCACUACUGAGCAAUCGCCGGUAACAACAUCAACAUCAACAGCAGCAGCAGCAGCAACAGUUGACAGUGGCAGCUCAACAACAACAACAACAACGGCAAGUACAAGCGCUUUAUCGCCAACUACACCAACAACAAGAGCUGAUUUGGAGCAAACACACAGUGGUGAAAAUACAUCCAUCCCCACCACGGCAAGUUCAAGUGGAAACACAGGCUAUAAGAAAGCUACCAGCGUAGACAACAACCCGCCAACGGUACUUCCAGUCACUGGGGGCAUUAAUAACGGUGAGAGCUUAAAGCUCAGCGCUUCAGUCGCUUACCCAAGCACAGAGCGCAACACAGUGACAGUUAUUAUACCAACACAAAGUGUGGCGAGCGCAGAAAAUAGUAGCAACGAUAGUGGUGAAAUAUCCGCGGAGGUGGCGCCACUUGCAGAGGAUGGCAGCGCGAUACCCGCGUUUGGCGCGCAGGAACUGCAACACGACGCAUCGUCAAAUGAUCCAACGAAAGUGAAUAUCAAGCGCGAAAAUUUGGCCACAACGGAACGAGAAACGGCAGCGUCGACUGCUGGUGAAGAAUUCAGUUCACCCGAGCUGAUAGAUGGCAAUGGCAGUGGACAAAGCGGCAGCCUGCAACUGCAAGGUACCUUCGAUUUGGAACCCGAAACAUCGGGCAGCGAUAACAUUUAUCACAUCAUUCUAACCACAUCUGGGCCAAGAGUGAAUGAUUCAAGUGCUGGAUUCAAGACAACUGAAGAUGCUCCGCACGGCUCAAGCGUUGACAUACAAGCCGCAGCUUCCAAUCAACAACACACCGUUGUAGUGCCACCACCACAACUUUCAAACACAACCGACUCUCCUUUCGAUUCCGAUAGUACAACGCGACAAGCAACGGCUUCCCCAACCGCUCCCAGCUCGAGUCCUGCCUCCGCCUACCUAGCUUUAAGCACAGACGCGCCCGAGUUGUCUUCUACCUCUACAGAGCCGGUCAAACCGCUACACUCCACCGAAAGCGGCCAUCAUAUGGAAGAAGAAGAGGCGGCCAUACCAAUAGAAGCUAAUCCUGCGUAUCCUUCGCUGCCCGAAGAUGACUUUAGUUUGCGCGAUGUCACUUUUCCGCUAAAUGAGGCCGAUGAUGCUGUCGAGACAGAUGUUAAGGGUGAACAGCGUAGCAUUGGUGGCGGCGCCUUUGAGGUAGUAAAGGUGCGGAAGCCAGCGGAGGAAGGUAGCGGCAGUGGCUUUGAACUAAUUGAAGGCUCUUCGACUACGGAAUACCAGGGCUUAAGCAGCGACAGUACCAGCGAGAGCGUAUCGAAGCUGCCAACAAAAGUGGCACUGCUAAUGAAUUCUGCUGAAGACUUGUCUAGUGAAACCGCCAUCUCGAACAGCAGCGACUUUCAAUUAGAUCGCUUCUCGCGCCUCGCCAGCAACGAUACAAAAGAAUCGGCAGAAACAGAGGAGUUGGGUAGUGGAGAGUCGGCAGAAGCCGCCGAACAGAAGCUGGAGAAACGACGCGAACCGACUACACCACGACCAAAAUCACGCGCCGCCGCGGACGUGGACAUCGAUGAGUUGGGCGACGUUGCUUCCGGCGAUGGAAAUAGUGACCCGAAAGAAGACCCCAAGCUGGACGCGGUGAGCAUAAAGGCAGAUGAGGAUGUAGAGGAAGGCAUAGUUAAGCAGGAGACGGGCCAAAAGGAGGAUGUGCUGACGGUGAAUGCCAAGCCGACGGAGGAGCGGACGGUCGAGGAGAUGCCAGCGGCGACUUUAGAUAGAAUCCAGCGAUUGUUCCUGCAGCGCUUUAUUUGAAAUUAAUUACAUUUAAUCAAUAAAAAAUUACACAACUCAGCUAGAGAAUAUUGAUAUGUAUGAA
Rhagoletis pomonella (apple maggot) is the source of this 2134-nucleotide messenger RNA. RefSeq names its product serine-rich adhesin for platelets-like. The coding region runs from base 1 to 2070 and encodes 689 amino acids. The transcript is spliced from 3 exons. NCBI's taxonomy places the organism in Eukaryota, Metazoa, Arthropoda, Insecta, Diptera, Tephritidae. The record is from RefSeq and is a predicted model, not a curated record.